UUUGUGCAUGUGUGGUUGUAUUUCUACAUAAUAUUACAUCUUUAUGCUUUUGGCUUGCUUCAACUACAUAAACUGGUCUCGUUUAGCAACAAGCUUGUAUAAUCAGUCUUGAUUUCUUCCUUCUUGUGUGUUAAGUUCUUGAACCACUACUAAUCACAAGACAUAAUCUACAAGACCAACAAAUUUACCGUUAUUACACUGUCUUAGUUUUAAACUUUGUUGUGGGAUCUCCCUAGUUAGAGUUCACCAGGAUUUCAAAAUACUACUCGCUAAUUAGAAAUGUUGAUCAUUUUUAUAUGUCCAGAUUUAAAAUAUUAUUUGCUCAAUUCAAAAUUUGAGUCUGGGGCUUUGGCUUGGGUCAUCGUUCAUAAUAGAGUUGUUAAUAAAUUCAAUAUACUACACAUAUACGUUCAUGUUUGCUGGUAUAAAUUUUGAACAACUUAUCGCGCUAUUUCCCCCUGGAUCGGCGGUCCAUUUCCUGUCAAGCACUCGUUUUCAUCCAGUUUGCUCCUGUGCACUUCAAACAUUUUAUUUUGUUUGAAUUUGUUACCUUCAUAAAAUCCAAACUAGGACCAGAAGUAUUACUUUAGUCUGAAAUUUAGACGGCUGCCAAUUUUUGAUAACUUUUCAGGUGUAAAUAUACAAAAAGCCUAAUUCGGUAUUAAUUUUUGUUAACUUGCAUUCUCUCAUGUUACAAGAAGAUCGAUAUCAAACAACAUAUACAAUGUCAAGGCAAUUGUCGGGAGAUAUGGAAGAAAACAAGAGAAUAGAAGAAAAAAGUGAUGAUAAUAAUAAUAAUUCAAAUCAUUCAAGCAAAAACAAUAGAAGAAUUAGCACAUUUAUCAAGCCUUCUUGGUUGCUCCUCUCCGUGGCUGAUUUGGACAGAAGGAUGAAAAUGGUAUCUUCAAACACUAACAAGGAAGAAGAGAAAGGUGACAGUUUUGCCGAACAAGCUGCAACGUAUUAUGAGAAACGCCCUCAGCUAUUAUCUCUACUCCAGGAUCUCCACAACGGCUACCUCACUUUAGCUGAUCGUUACUGCCAAACGCUUGCCAAGCAUCGACAUACUUCUUCGGCAUCAUCGAUCCCAAGUUUCCAAUUGUAUUCGGAUGAAGAAAUAUACUGUUGUAGCGAAGUUGACAAUGAGUCUGACAUCGAGAGCUCAUUGUCAUUUCAAGCUCCAUUCCCGACCCCAUUGAAGACUCAUCAAGUCAUAACCAAUGCUGAUCAGAUUGUUGCUGAGCUUGUGAUCAAGAAUGUUGAGUAUGAGAUCAUUGCUGAUGAGCUGGAUGGAGGGGACCAGAAGUGGCAGGAGUUCUCGAGGAAAAUAGAGUUGCAAAAGAGCUUGUUGGAGGUAUUGGAAUCUGAAAGGUUGAUUUUAUUGAAUGAGAACGCUAGGUUAGGAUACAGAGUUGGUACAUUGAUGGAAGAGAACAAAGGGUUGACUGCUGAUUCUUUAUUUAUGAAGAGAAAGGCUGGUGAGCUUGCACGCUGCGUCUUGAAAUUAAGGGAUGAUCACAGGGUGUGCAUGCUUAGUCGAAAGAUUGAGAAUCUUCAGGCUCAGAUAUAUAGUUUAGAGAAGCGGAACAAGGAGUAUUAUGAGCAGCUUGUUAAACAAGAAGAGGAAAAAAGGAGUAAGAUCACUAUGAAGAAGAUUAUGAAACAUAAGAGUGAAGUAACAUUGGAGGACUGCUUUCAGGCGGACGAAGAAGAGGCUGGUGGUGAUCCAAAGCGACGAUGGCGGCGCCGCGGUGGGAGUGUGAGAGGGAGUGGCAGGAGGGCUUCUAAGCUGUGGGAUAAGAUGAAGAACAUGGACAUGCUUCUAUGUGUUCCACAUUACAACUCAUCUACUUGGAAAGCAUAAGAGCUCCUCUUAACUAUUUAGGUGACUCCAAGUAUAUAUGGAUAUAUGUGACUCAUAUUAAGGGAUUUAUUUUUUGUUCCUUUUUAUUGUUUAUCACUUAAAAACUCUGUGGUAUGCUGAAGAAACCCUUAGUUUAUAUUGUAAACCAAAUUUGCUCUGGAUCAGUUAGUAUUUAUGCUAUAUGAAUGCUUUGUUAUGACA
Daucus carota subsp. sativus is the source of this 2065-nucleotide messenger RNA. RefSeq names its product kinase-interacting family protein. Bases 689 to 1864 code for a protein of 391 amino acids. Gene Ontology annotation, molecular function: actin binding. The transcript has 3 exons. The record is from RefSeq and is a predicted model, not a curated record. Lineage: Eukaryota; Viridiplantae; Streptophyta; Magnoliopsida; Apiales; Apiaceae.